Messenger RNA from Phacochoerus africanus (Common warthog), 5145 nucleotides. RefSeq names its product Rho GTPase activating protein 6 (gene ARHGAP6). Gene Ontology annotation, molecular function: phospholipase binding; phospholipase activator activity. NCBI's taxonomy places the organism in Eukaryota, Metazoa, Chordata, Mammalia, Artiodactyla, Suidae. The record is from RefSeq and is a predicted model, not a curated record. The coding region runs from base 874 to 3822 and encodes 982 amino acids. Gene Ontology annotation, biological process: signal transduction. The transcript is spliced from 13 exons.
GACACCUCCGCGCCUGCCCUGGGCCCAAAACUGGGCUGAGAAUAACAAGAGCCCCUAGACAGCCGACCCUGGGGUUCACCUCUUCGCUCCUUGAGCGCAGCCAGCAAUUCUCUCCCACAGUAGCUGCUCAGCCCUUGGGAGGCCCUGGGCACUGCGCGCUCCGUGUCCCCACUUUGUAGCAAGACUGGCACCCCAGGGGAACCUGGAGCUUGGAGACACUCUCGCGCCUAGCCCGUCAGAGGAGUGGGCGCAGCAGUCAAGUGGCGGCCAGACGAGCAGCUUCAGGGCCUCGGAUACGGCGACGGUGCACGGGGGGUGCAGCUCGGGUGCCCGGCUCCAGCGCGGGAGGAAGUCCCUCUCGCCGCGUGGGGAGCGCGAGGGACGCGCCCUGGGCGCACACCCAGGAGGCCUCCCCGCCAGCCCUCUGAACCGUCCUUAGGGCGCGAGGAGGAGCUUGCUGGCGACCUCGCGGCUGUCCAGAGCCAGAGAGUGGGAGCACUGCGUCUCCUGCCUCAGCUGGGAAGGGGGAGUGGCGCUGGCCGGCCGGAGCCGGGAACCCAGCGAGCGCCUGACCUUCUUCCUCCUCUUUCUUAUCCACUUAGGCUCCCAAGCAAGGUUGUAGCGACUGGAGAAGCCCUCCCCCCCACCCCUUUUUCCUAGAAGGCUGGUGAUGGAUCUCCUGCUUCUGCCCCCGCUGGGGCACUUGGAGCGCGCUGGUGGCGCGUGAGCCGGGAACUACCCUCCGCCGCCCUCUGCGAGCCUCGGGCCGACCCAGCCUGGCAGCCUCGCCUGAGCCCCUUUCCUUUCUGGGCCCCAAAUCGCUAGCGUUCUGAGAGCUGGAAGAGGGCAGCUCCCAGACACAGCCCCGCCGAGAUGUCCGCGCAGAGCCUGCUCCACAGUGUUUUCUCCUGCUCCUCGCCGGCCUCGGGCAGCGCAGCCUCGGCCAAGGGCUUCUCCAAGAGGAAGCUGCGCCAGACCCGCAGCCUGGACCCGGCUCUGAUCGGCGGCUGCGGGGGCGAGGCGGGCGCCGAGGGCAGCUCGCGGGGCCCCACCGGAGGUCGCCUCUGCUCCCCGCUGUCCCUAGCCGAGGGUCUGGGGCCCCGCUCAGCGUCUUCUCCUCGAGGCCCACACCCCCGGACCAGCCGCCUGCCGCCCCCUAGACCCCUCUGCUCUUCCUUCUCCACACCCAGCACCCCGCAAGAGAAGUCGCCGUCUGGCAGCUUCCACUUUGACUAUGAGGUCCCUCUGGGUCGCAGCCUCAAGAAGAGCAUGGUGUGGGACCUGCCUUCGGUCCUAGCCGGGCCGGGCAGUGGCCGCAGCGCCAUCCUCUGCUCCUCUGGUGGAGGCCCCAACGGCAUCUUCACUUCUCCCAGAAGGUGGCUCCAGCAGAGAAAGUUCCAGUCGCCACCUGACAGCCAUGGCCAGCCCUACGUCGUGUGGAAGUCCGAGGGUGAUUUCACCUGGAACAGUAUGUCCGGCCGCAGCGUGCGGCUGAGGUCAGUCCCCAUCCAGAGCCUCUCAGAGCUGGAGCGAGCCCGACUACAGGAAGUGGCUUUUUAUCAGCUGCAGCAGGACUGUGACCUGAGCUGUCAGAUCACCAUUCCCAAAGAUGGACAAAAGAGAAAGAAAUCUUUGAGAAAGAAACUGGAUUCACUAGGGAAGGAGAAAAACAAAGACAGAGAAUUCACCCCCCAGGCGUUUGGAAUGCCCUUAUCCCAGGUCAUCGCCAACGACCGGGCCUACAAACUCAAGCAGGACUCCCAGAGGGAUGAGCAGAAGGACGCGUCUGACUUUGUGGCUGCCCUGCUCCCGUUUGGAAAUAAAAGGCAGAACAAGGAACUCUCAAGCAGUAACUCAUCUCUCAGCUCCACCUCGGAAACACCAAAUGAGUCCACAUCCCCCAACACCCCGGAGCCGGCUCCUCGGGUCAGGAGGAGGGGGGCGAUGUCGGUGGAUUCCAUCACUGACCUUGAUGACAAUCAGUCUCGACUGCUGGAAGCUUUACAACUCUCUUUGCCUGCCGAGGCUCAAAGCAAAAAAGAAAAAGCCCGAGAUAAGAAACUCAGUCUGAAUCCUAUUUACAGACAGGUCCCCAGGCUGGUGGAUAGCUGCUGUCAACAUCUAGAAAAACACGGCCUCCAGACCGUGGGGAUAUUCCGAGUUGGAAGCUCAAAAAAGAGAGUGAGACAACUGCGUGAGGAAUUUGACCGUGGGGUUGAUGUCUCCCUGGAGGAAGAGCACAGCGUUCAUGACGUGGCUGCCUUGUUGAAGGAAUUCCUGAGGGACAUGCCGGACCCCCUUCUCACCAGGGAGCUGUACACAGCCUUCAUCAAUACUCUCUUGUUGGAGCCGGAGGAACAGCUGGGCACCCUGCAGCUUCUCAUCUACCUUCUACCUCCCUGCAACUGCGACACGCUGCACCGCCUGCUGCAGUUCCUCUCCAUCGUGGCCAGGCACGCCGAGGACAACGUCAGCAAGGAUGGGCAAGAGGUCACUGGCAACAAAAUGACAUCUCUCAACUUGGCCACCAUAUUUGGACCCAACCUGCUGCACAAGCAGAAGUCGUCAGACAAAGAAUUCUCGGUCCAGAGUUCUGCUCGAGCUGAAGAGAGCACGGCCAUCAUUGCCGUGGUGCAGAAGAUGAUUGAAAAUUAUGAAGCCCUGUUCAUGGUUCCCCCGGAUCUCCAGAAUGAAGUGCUGAUCAGCCUGUUGGAGACCGACCCGGACGUGGUUGACUAUUUACUCAGAAGGAAGGCUUCCCAAUCUUCAAGCCCUGACAUGCUGAGAUCAGAAGUUUCCUUUUCCGUGGGAGGAAGGCAUUCGUCCACAGACUCCAACAAGGCCUCCAGCGGAGACCUCUCCCCUUAUGACAACAACUCCCCAGUGCUGUCUGAGCGCUCCCUGCUGGCUAUGCAAGAGGACGCGGCCCCGGGGGGCUCGGAGAAGCUUUACAAAGGGCCGGAGCAGUAUAUGCUGGUGGGCCACUUGCCAUCUUCGAAGUCGAGGGAGAGUUCUCCCGGACCAAGGCUUGGGAAAGAUAUGGCUGAGGAGGCUCUCAAUAUCUGGGGGACUUGGCAUUCAACACUAAAAAGUGGAUCCAAAGACCCAGGCAUGACAGGUUCCUACGGAGACAUUUUUGAAAGCAGCUCCCUCCGGCCGGGGCCAUGCUCCCUCUCUCAGGGGAACCUGUCCCCAAACUGGCCCCGGUGGCAGGGCAGCCCCACAGAACUGGACAGCAGUGCGCAGGUCGCUCGGAGGACUCAGGCGGCCGGCGCCGCGGCGGCGUGCAGGGCGCAUGCGCCGGUGGCCCGCGUCUGCGGCUCGUCCCACGUCCAGGGCGCCGAGCAGCCCGCGCCACGGCCACGGCCACGGCCACGGCCGGAGGCGUUCUGGACCCCGAGCGGCGCCCAAGACCUCGCCGAGAGCGAGCUGGAGGUGGCCUGUCCGCACCGGAGCGCCAAGCCUCCGGCCCAGAGACCUGGAGAAGGUGCCAGGCACGACCAGAGGCCUCCUCCUCCUUAUCCUGGUCCAGGGAAGCCAGCCGUCGCAGCGGCCCACCAGCCCGCGGAGUCACCGCUGUGGAGGCCUCAGAGGCCAGGAGAAGGCUCCGGAUCAGCGUCGCAAGAGGGAAGCCAAACAGGCGAUCGAGAGCCUCAGACCGCCCAGCAGCCGGUGAGCAGUGCCUACCCCAGUCCGGCCAGCGAUCAGAACAGUGAGACCCUGCGGGAACCCAACUGGCUCGACUGGCAGAGGGAGCGGUGGCAGAUCUGGGAGCUCUUAUCCGCCGACAACCCCGAUGCCCUCCCGGAAACGCUGGUAUGAGCCCCGUGCGCUCGAGCCCUCCGGCCCCAAACAGCCUUCUUCCACUCAGCAGGGGAAAAAGUGGGUAUUGGACAAUUGGGCACUUACUUACGUUUCUUCUUUUACACCUUAAAAAAAAUAAUAAUAACACAAGCGGAAAUUCGGUUCACUUACAGAUAGAGAGCACUUGUACCCUGGCCCUUUAUAAUAAGAUUCUAUUGCAUAGCCAGCAUUCAGACAAAAGAAAAACAAUCGGGGACGCUCAUAGCCAACCUAACAGCUCUUCACAUUGGCUCUGCAUAAGAUACAACUCUCGCUUUGGUAUUGCUUAAUUGUAUUUAUGUGUCUUCAGUUUUGACUCUUGUAUAUUCUGUAACAGAUUAUGUAUGAUACUCGUAUAUGUUACAUUCACAGAAGACAGAAGGAACACAUUUUUAAAUCACUUAUUCUAAGUAAGGAGAUUCUAUAGAAUGUUCUAGAACUUGCACAAGCGGGUGUCUGUGCUUUUGCGAUAGCUUUCUAACUGGGGACAGCCCUUCCUUCAAUGCCUAAGAAAAACACUAACAAGACAGAAUACAACAGAGUAUGAGAAGCCAUAUUUUUAUAUAGUAGCGAGAUACAACAAAAUAUAUCGUCACAGAAUGCUUUUUCAUAUUGAAUAUGUUUUGAGGAAAUAUUAAAUUUGAUACUUAUGGAAUAUAUUUUUAGAAUCUGUUUCGAAAGGAUUCAGGUUAAUGAAACAGGAGAAAGGCCGUGCCUGACAAAGAAAGAAGAAGAAGUUGCCCUGCCCAUUCUAGGUCAAAUUCAAUUUUAUAUAGACCAUAUAUAAUAUAUAUUUAUAAUGUACGAUUUUUAUGUAUUUUUCAAAACUACAAACUGGAAUCCAACUAUAAAGCAUUUAAAAAUCAAAAUAGAGUAUUCAAAUUACAAAACACAAGUUUGUCCUUAUGCCCCCAAAGCAGUAUUAACCAAAUUAUAUGCAGUGCUUUGUAAAGUAAAUCAUAUUUGGGGGAAAAAAAAUUAAGCUCUGUAUUUACAGUGUGCCAAAGGCUGAGGAAAUGUUUUUUUUGGUAAUUCUACGUAUCGUGUAAAAUGUUCCUACUCCUUCAGUAGUCCAUUCGAAGUUUUUCAGCUGCAAAACAAUUUUUGACCAGUAGGUGGCAAUUCGCUUCAGUAUUUUAUGAGAUUUUUUUUUUUUUCACUUCAUAAGGGAAUGUGUAUUAUAGACAAAGAUUUUUUUUUUUUUAUAAAACAUGCUACUCUUACCUUUCAUGUUGGCAAUGACCUUUUCAGUGGUGUUUCUUAAAGUUCUUACUUGUGCCAUAAUGAAUAAAAAGUUAAGCA